Molecule: messenger RNA, 7391 nt
Organism: Oncorhynchus gorbuscha (pink salmon)
Lineage: Eukaryota; Metazoa; Chordata; Actinopteri; Salmoniformes; Salmonidae
Product: homeodomain-interacting protein kinase 2-like
Exons: 15
Coding region: 310-4131 (1273 amino acids)
Biological process (GO): smoothened signaling pathway; peptidyl-threonine phosphorylation; positive regulation of transcription by RNA polymerase II
Cellular component (GO): cytoplasm; nucleus; PML body
Molecular function (GO): transcription coactivator activity; protein tyrosine kinase activity; protein serine/threonine kinase activity
Source: RefSeq, a predicted model, not a curated record
CAGGGACUCUACAGACAUGUCGUACACUAGCUGAAGUCAACCUGCAAUUUGGCUCAACAUUUGAGCCAAAAAACUAUUCACAAUCGGCAGGGUUUUGUUGCAGAAAUAAUACACUAUAUUUUUCCCGUGGACUGAGCACGAAUUUGUAACCUUGGAUGGGAUUUUAGAUUUUUCUUCUCACUAAUGAACUGAGCUAGUAAUGCAGGAGACAGCGACUCUGUCAGGGGCUCAAGAUGGCAGAUUUUUACUGAGUUCUGAACAGAUAUCUCGCUUUAUUUUUUGCCAUGAAUAACAGAAGUCCUUGCACCGAUGGCCCCUGUAUACGAAGGUAUGGCCUCGCAAGUGCAAGUCUUGUCCCCUCACACUCUCCAGUCAAGUGCCUUCUUUAGCGUGAAGAAGCUGAAGGUGGAGCAGAGUUCAUACUGGGAUAUGACAGGGUACGGCACGCACAGCAAAGUCGUCUACAGUCAGAACAGCAAGCAGCAAGUGUCCCACGCCACCCCUCUUGGCAUCAACUCCUCUCUGCCCUACGAGCAGCCAGCGCUCAUCUUCCCGUCUAGCGCGGGGCACAUCGUGGUCGCCUCGGCCAGCAGUACCUCGGGCACCGCAGGGCCUCUGGGGCCUCUGUUGGGCUUGGCCGGUAGCAGUAGCGGCAGUGGAGGCGGAAGCGGAGGAGGAAGUGGUGGAGCCGUCCACAACCUGACCCGUCGCAGCACCGUCAGUCUGCUGGACACCUACCAGCGAUGCGGGCUUAAGCGCAAGAGUGAGGAGCUUGACAACAGCAACAGCAGCGUGACGAUCAUCGAGGAGCACGGCAGUGGCACAACGAUGAUCCAGAACGCAGCCAGCGGGGCCGCUGUGGCUACGGCCACGGCAACGGCCACAUCGACAGCCACCUCCAAGAACAGUGGUUCCAACAAUGAAGGGGACUACCAGUUGGUGCAGCACGAGGUGGUCUGCUCCAUGACCAACACCUACGAGGUGCUAGAGUUCUUAGGCAGAGGCACCUUCGGCCAGGUGGUCAAGUGCUGGAAGAGGGGCACCAACGAGAUUGUUGCCAUCAAGAUCCUGAAGAACCACCCGUCAUACGCGCGCCAGGGCCAGAUCGAGGUGAGCAUCCUGGCCCGGUUGAGCACGGAGAGUGCAGAUGACUACAACUUUGUGCGUGCCUAUGAGUGCUUCCAGCACAAAAACCACACGUGCCUGGUGUUCGAGAUGCUGGAGCAGAACCUGUACGACUUCCUCAAGCAGAACAAAUUCAGUCCACUGCCGUUGAAGUACAUCAGACCGGUCUUGCAGCAGGUGGCCACGGCCCUGAUGAAGCUCAAGAGCCUGGGCCUGAUUCACGCUGACCUGAAGCCGGAGAACAUCAUGUUGGUGGAUCCCUCCAGGCAGCCCUACCGCGUCAAGGUCAUCGACUUUGGCUCGGCCAGCCACGUGUCCAAAGCCGUGUGCUCCACCUACCUGCAGUCCAGAUACUACAGAGCUCCAGAGAUCAUCCUGGGUCUGCCGUUCUGUGAGGCCAUCGACAUGUGGUCUCUGGGCUGUGUCAUCGCUGAGCUCUUCCUGGGCUGGCCCCUCUACCCAGGGGCCUCCGAGUACGACCAGAUCCGGUACAUCUCUCAGACACAGGGGCUGCCUGCGGAAUUCCUCCUGAGUGCAGGGACUAAGACUACCAGGUUCUUCAACCGAGUCACAGACUCUACCAACUACCCCCUGUGGAGACUGAAGACACCCGAGGACCAUGAAGGAGAGACAGCGAUCAAGUCGAAAGAGGCCCGGAAGUACAUCUUCAACUGCCUGGACGAUAUGGCGCAGGUUCAGAGCACUGUGAAUAUGACGGCAGAUCUGGAGGGUAGUGACAUGCUCGCGGAGAAGGCAGACAGGAGAGAGUUCAUCGACUUGUUGACCAAGAUGCUGACAAUCGACGCGGACAAAAGGAUCACCCCCAUCGAGACCCUCAAUCAUCCCUUCAUAACCAUGACCCACCUCCUCCCCCACAGCACACAUGUCAAGUCCUGCUUCCAGAACAUGGAUAUCUGUAAGCGUCGUGUGGGCAUGUACGACACGGUCAACCAGAGCAAGACCCCUUUCAUCACCCACGUGGCCCCCAACACCUCUACCAACCUCACCAUGACCUUCAACAACCAGCUCAACACUGUGCACAGCCAGGCCACCAACCUGGCUCCCUCCACCACCAGUGCCACCCUUUCCCUUGCCAACCCCGAAGUCUCCAUACUAAACUACCCAUCUGCACUCUACCAGCCGUCCGCAGCCUCCAUGGCUGCCGUGGCCCAAAGGAGCAUGCCCCUGCAGCCCGGGGCCCCUCAACUCUGUCCUGCCCGGCCUGACCCCUUCCAGCAGGCCCUCAUCGUCUGUCCACCAGGCUUCCAAGGGCUGCAGGCUUCCCCGUCCAAGCACACAGGCUACUCUGUGCGGAUGGAGAAUGCCGUUCCUAUAGUGACGCAGGCCCCCGGCGCUCAGCCGCUGCAGAUCCAGACAGGCCUGUUGACACAGCAGGCCUGGCCCAGUGGCACCCAGCAGAUACUCCUACCCCCGGCCUGGCAGCAGCUUACCCACACCUCGGUCCAGCACGCCACCGUCAUCCCAGACUCCAUGAUGGCCUCACAGCCCCUGGCUAACUGGAGGAAUUCUCACCAGCACAGUGGCCAUUACAAUCCCAUCAUGCAACAGCCGGCGCUGCUGACUGGCCACGUCACCCUACCAUCCAACCAGAACCAGCCUCUCAAUGUGGGCGUGGCCCAUGUGAUGAGGCAACCGUUGACCAAUAACAACAACUCUUCUUCCAAAAAGACCAAGCAGCAUCAGAUGACUGCCAGGAACGUGUCUGCAUACGAGGUGUCCUCCUCCCAGGCGGUACUGUCCCCACAGCGCUCCAAACGGGUGAAGGAAAACACCCCUCCACGCUGUGCUGUGCUCCAGAACCACGCCCCCUCCUCCAGUUCUGGCUGUGGACCCCCACAGGGUUGCGGAGGGUGGGGAGUGGGUGAAGCAGAGCAGGCUUCCAGCACCACCCAGGACCACCACCAGCACCACAACAGGCCGCGUCAGACCAUCAUCAUCCCUGAUACACCCAGCCCCGCUGUCAGUAUAAUCACCAUCAGCAGUGACACAGACGAGGAGGAUGAUCACAAGCAGAGCAACACCAACCAUACCAGCUUGUCCAAGCAUAGGAAGAACGUCAUCAGCUGUGUGACGGUACACGACUCCCCCGACUCGGACCUGUCCAGUAACAACAGUCCCUAUGCCGUAGAGUCCAGGCUGGCCAACAACAACGGCUACCAUGACUCCAAGACCACCUUGCUGGACAACUACAGCAACGGCAACAACCCCCGCACCAUCAUCAUCCCCCCUCUGAAGAGCCAGUCCAGCGAGGUGCUGAGCGAGUGUGAGCGCCUGAUGCCAGGUAUCUACACAGAUAUCUACACAGAUGCAAUGAAUCAUCAGAAUUCGGCGUAUAAGUUCAAAACCUCCAACGGCGUGGGCAUGAUGUCUGGCAACAACCACCUUUCGGGGGGUAUGGCUUACCGACAGCAGCGCUCGGGGCCACACCCCUUCCAGCAGCAGCAGCCUCUCAAUCUCAGCCAGGUAUGGAGAGAGAGCCAAGCCCAGCAGCACAUGGUAGCUGAGAGGAACGGAGGCCACCGGCGCCAGCAGGCUUACAUCACCCCGACCAUCGCAGCCCAGGCCCCCUACUCCUUCCAGCACCACAACAGCCCCUCUCACACUGCCAACGUGCACACCCACCUGGCUGCCACCCACCUGUCUGCCACCCACCUGUCUGCCACCCACCUGCCCGGCCAGCCUCACCUCUACACCUACACCGCCGCACCCGUCGCCCUGGGCUCCACGGGCACCGUGGCCCACCUGGUGGCAACUCAGGGCUCGGCCCGCCACACGGUCCAACACGCCACAUACCACACACCGGGCAUCGUCCACCAGGUGCCUGUCAGCAUGGGGCACGGUGUGCUGCCCUCGCCCACCCUCCACCACAGCCAGUACCAGGCCCAGUUUACCCACCAGACGUACAUCAGCGCCUCGCCUGCCUCCACUGUCUACACUGGAUACCCACUGAGCCCCACCAAGGUGAACCAGUACCCUUACCUCUAGAGCCAAGCCAACACACUGGAGACCCAGAACCCCCCCCAACCCCAACCCCAACCCCAACCCCAGCACUACUGAUGCUGCUCACCCCAUUUCCUUCCUCCCUAUCCCUACUCCACGGACAGAGAGAUAGAGAGACAUGCAUUCUUUAUGAAACUGUCACGUUUAACUUGAAGAUAUAACGACAGAGAGGAAAAGGGAAAUACACAGCCCCUCUAAGGGUAAGGAGGUGUGCAUUUUUUUCUCCAAAAGGGCCAGUUUUGCUUUGUUUUCUCUCUUGGUUUUAUUUUAUUUUUCUCAUUCUUUUAAAGCAAGGUCUUCGUGACAGGCGUUUGAGAGAGAUGGAGGGUUUCUGUUCUUCUAACACGGCUUUUUGUUUUGUCUUCUCCUCUUGAAUUGGGGGUCCCUCUCUGGAUGUUGGAAUUCCCACUGUGAGAAUUCCCAUGAGGAUUUGGGAAUGAAGGUGAAAUACGGAAACCUGCUGCUCUUCAAAGAAUUUUAAAAAAUAACGAUGGCCUUGAACUGUCUUAAACAUUUCCAAAUCAUUCAAGGUGUGGGAGAGAGAACGAAGCAACCUCCUUCUCCAACAGACAACCGGAGUCAGGAAUCUUCUGGAAAUAUAACCAACGAAAGACAAAAAAAACAUUAAAUGUAUUUAUAGCUAUUUUCCCUUCGAUUUUUCGUUCUCACCUUUUUGAGGAGACUUAUGUUAUAGGUAUAGGAGUCUUAGCCGGGCCCUGUUUUUAGAAUGUAGCAGUCUGCACCCAGAUUCUUUUAUCAAGAGCUUUUUCUGAUACCAAUAGAAUUUAUUUGUUUCUCUUUUUUCCAAUGUGAUUGCACAAAGUGGUUAUAAUAACAUAGGCAUGUACAACGUGAUUAUCUGUGUGUGCGUGUGCUACUGUCAGCCAUGUGUGUGUAGUCCACCUCCUCUUGCACCUUUGUGCUAUAAUUCUCUGAAUCCUCCGCAGUCUUAGGUUUGACCAUUGUUCCCUUGUAGUGCCUUACAGAUAUAACGACACAGUUUAUGUCGCUGGAACCUUGAGAACCAACAGACUAGCUGGAACUGGUUCCUUGGUUUGACAUGUUAUUGUCGGGGCAGUUUUUGAUUUCUCUUCCAGGUGUAGGCUUAGCCCCUAGCUCUGUUUCCUAUCCUUAUGACAGUAUACUACAGAGGUCAGAGGUCAGAGUUCAUAUUUGCCUGACCUUUGGCUUUUUUGUUAAGUGUGCAUGAGUUUAACUUGCUUAGGGUACUGAACCAAAGUUGUUAGAUCAAUCCUCGUCACGUUGUGUGCUGGGUAUUAAUGUUAAUAUGUGUACAGUACUAGCCUUUCUCACCGUGAUAUCCAUACAUACGAUGGCUUAGGUUUGAGAUGUCUUACUUUGUUUUUACAUCACACGAGGAAUUGGUUCAGAGGAAUGAUAGAACAGAGAAGUAUUAGCACAAGGAUCCAUUUUGGGGCAAUGGAAAAUGCAGAAAUACAAGAAUGUGAAUGUCAAAAACAUGUAUGUGAUGAGUUCAACACAGGGCGAGGGUGACAGAGUCCAGGGUUCGACAACAGAAUAGCAAAGGCCCGAUGGGAAGUUGUGGUUGCUAUGGCUGAGAUCCCGAGAAGGCCAGUGAGAGAGAGUCUGGUUGGUUGCAUUGGGGAAGCAGAGUAUUGAGGGCUGGUGAGAGGGGUUGCUGGGUAGGAGUCAGACCUGGACUCAAAUAAUAUUUCAAAUCUUACAAAUACUUUGAACAUUUGUUUUAGCCUGCCUGGAUUGCCAGAUGGGCUAUGUUUGCAGUUUAGCAAGUAUUACUUCCAUUGCGCCAGGCAAACUCAGGCAAGCCCAGCUAAAGUGUUUGAAAUGAUUUCUAAUAGUAUUUAAACCCAGAUCUGAGUAAGUGAAGGGCUACUAGAAAGAUUUGGGUUGGUAUGGGUAGGAACUGAGGAUGGCAGAGUGGUAGUGUGGCAUUCCUCAUGUUAAUUGGACUAAAAGAAUUAGCAUGUUGGCACUGAGCAGGUUGGUAGGAACAGUGGGUAGGAGUUACAUUGGCUACAUGGAUGCACACCUAACUAUGAUACAAGUUGUUGUGUUGUUGUUGUCUUGCAAAGAUAAAUGGAAGUGAUUUAGUCUUUUCUGCUCUGAGGGUUGUGUAGCACCUCUCAGCAGAGAGCGAGAGCCUGGAACGGAACAGAAAUGCUACAGUGUACACCUGGAAGGUCUUCCUAUGAAAUGGGCUUCAUUUGUUAACACUAUCUCUGUUUUGUCUUUGGAAUGUGUUCACAGACACCUCACCACCAGAAAGGGAUACCAGAUAUGUAGUAAGAGAACUGAUUGGCCUAUUGCUUCUAUGUGUUUGCUACUCAAUUUAACAUCCGUUUCAUUUUGUCUUAGCCAAUGAUAUAUGAAUAAUCUCUCUGUUAUAUGUUAUACUGUCCUCAUUAAGUGGGCACAUCAGAACUGCUUGUGGUUUUAGGAAGAGCCUUCCCCCUUAUCCCUUCAUAUCAUGCCAUAGUACUUGCAUUUGAAGUGAUUGUUUUAUUUUUAUGUUACCAUUGAACUUUUGAAAUGGCUGUAGGUACAGUAUAUAUUGUGUUAUUUUACAGAUAGUUGCAAUCGAGUGUUUUGAUGAUUUGUUAUUAGGCUCAUUUCUACUUUGAUUUGUAACUGGGAGUUGCUGUACGUUGAUGUUAAGUAUUCCUAGGAGGGUGUGUGUACCUGUGUAACGUGUUCAGGCACCGUUGACAAUAAUAAGGUUGUGAAGUUGAUGAUGAUCCAUUGGGGCCCUUAUAGGUACUGUAGGUCAUUUAGGCUUGAGUGGGUCAGACCCAGGUUUGCUCCUCAAACCAAACCUAAAACAACAGCAUCUUGGUACUUCACCAAUAUGCCACCGCGCUCCCUCCAACCGGCUCCACCAUGCAAGCCUUGGGGUCCUGGCAGUCAAAGAUGUGGUGUAGAGAUACCGUGUAGAGAUACCGUGUAGAGAUACCGUGUAGAGAUACCGUGUAGAGAUACCGUGUAGAGAUACCGUGCCGUAGGUAUACAUUGCUGGUUGCAUCAUUUUCUUUCUGUUCUGUGUCGUACCUUUGUUUGUACAUUUUUGUUCCGUUCCAUAAGGCCUGUGGGCCUAAGCACACACAUAAGAGAGAUGCUUUUCCACGCGAGAGUUUGGCGCCUCCAUAAAGGGGUAGACUACUGAAACAUUCCACUGCAGAGAGAAUCCGGCAUCCAUACUGCACACCCAACAGCCCCUAUAGCUCUCUGUUCACUUGUCAUUUGGG